Molecule: messenger RNA, 1665 nt
Organism: Funneliformis geosporum
Lineage: Eukaryota; Fungi; Glomeromycota; Glomeromycetes; Glomerales; Glomeraceae
Source: the annotation of a GenBank genome assembly
AUGUCAGAUCAUUCUGACGAAUUCUUUUUGCCUCCUUCCAUUAAACAAAUUGUCAAAGAUCACGUAUCAAAGAUAAGAAAUCCAGGUCACACCUCUAAAAAUAAGAGGAAACCACAAUUUAGGCUCAGGUUUGAUUCGAAUAUACUUAGAGUUAUUUAUCAGAGAGCUGCAAAAGAAGCAGCACGACGUGCUCGAGAAAUGUUUAAGAUUAAAAUUACGGAGGUGAGAAGUUCUCGAGUGAGAAAUGAAUGCACAUAUACCGAAUCAUAUGUGGAUAGCGAUGAAGAGGACGAGAGGAUCGUCCAGCUCUUGAAAAAGAUCAAGAGAAAAUAUAAGAACGAAAAAAGCAAUGCCUUACCAAAGAAACAACUUAUCGCGGGGCCAAUUGAUUUGACUGGUGAUGACGUAGAAAUUGAAAAUACUGCGCCAAUAAUAGAUCUUACUGAUGAAACUUUUGUCGAUCGUCCAAAAUUUGGUAGAGAAAUCCGACUAGUCAAAAGAGCCAACAGAGGUAGCAAUUCUUCGGAGGCUUCUGGUAAUAAAACGAUGCAUUUUGAACCUCGGGAAGGAAAUAUAAAAACCCUAAAUAAUGGAAAAAAACGAAAGCUUAAUGUUAUUUUAGAAGAAAAUAAAGAGAGGUCUGGUGAACUAGUUCCUUCUUUAGGAACGUUUACUGGGAUUUCAAAGGCACCCAAGGAAAUUUUAUAUAAUGCGUAUGGAAGAACGGCUGAUAAAUCUAAUACUCACAAAAUCAUUGUUGGAGAAGAUGAUGUUAUUUCGUUCGAGUCAAGCGUUCAACCACAAGAGCAUCUUAAAACAAGCGAAUAUGUCAUUGCUAUUUAUAAUAAAUAUUCGAAUACGUUGACCUUUCAAUGUGUAAAUGAAAUAGAUUUAGUUCCUGUUUCGAAACGUUUGAAAGCUGAACAACCAGAAGAACCAAAACCGAUUCAAGACUAUUUUACAGCAAAGACGGCUCUCGAUAAAGAGUUCGGUUCCAAGAAAGUUCGGUCAAAAAUUUCCGCGCGAGAGAGAGGACAAAUCGACAUAUCACAAGUUCGCGAUCUUGAUAAAAUUGCUGCAGGGGUUGAAGAAAAAGUCAAGAGCAAGCCUGUCAAUGAGGAACAGAAGAAGGAAGACAGGAUUAUUCCUCCAUAUGAUGAAACAACGACAGAUCCCUCUAAGAUCUAUAAUUGGGAGAACAUCAUUACUCCAGCGGAACUAGCCGCAAUAGAUAUUCAUGCCUUACUCCUAGCGAAGACCGAAACAGAUAGAAUAGCACUUUUGCCAUAUCCAGAAUCAAAUUACGUCAAAUCGCGUCUUUUACCUUCGUUGACGGCUAAAAAAGUGAACCAUAAGCGUAUUAAAACACUCUUAUACAUCAACUAUCUGAUGGCUUUCCGAUCACACGCUUUCGACAAUGUACAAAGCCGUCAACGGAUGGCCGAAAAACUGAGAAGUCCUCCAAAUAUUAUUUUGGAAAAACUAUAUGAGCGUUUCGUCUAUCGUGCUUUUAAGAAGAUCGGAGGAAAUGAACGUUUAAAAUUCACCGAGAGAAAUGAACAGAAAUUGACCUGUUAUAUGUUGGUUCUGUGUUUGAUACUCGACAAAUAUCAUGUGGAUCCCAUGCCAAUAAGCGAAGAUUUGCGUACUACAACAAAUAAGUAG